Messenger RNA from Oncorhynchus nerka (sockeye salmon), 6524 nucleotides. RefSeq names its product neurite extension and migration factor-like. The record is from RefSeq and is a predicted model, not a curated record. Gene Ontology annotation, cellular component: nucleus. Bases 439 to 4566 code for a protein of 1375 amino acids. The transcript is spliced from 4 exons. Gene Ontology annotation, biological process: negative regulation of neuron migration; negative regulation of cell-cell adhesion mediated by cadherin; negative regulation of cell adhesion mediated by integrin. NCBI's taxonomy places the organism in Eukaryota, Metazoa, Chordata, Actinopteri, Salmoniformes, Salmonidae.
CAGGGUGCAUCUGGGAAAAAAAAAUAUGGCAUAACAAUAGCAGCAUCCAGUAUCGGUGUACAUGAAUCCAGGGAGCCUAAUAGGAAAUGAAUAUGGCCAUGGCGCUUCAUAAAACAUGACCUACACAUGACACAUGGAAUGGUCAAGAUAUUUUGUUUAUUUCCUGGAUUACAAAGAAGACUGUAGAAUAAAAUGGAGUGGUAGGGGGACCGAGGCGCGCUGUCUCCAUCAUAGGGAGGCGCGUCCACCUGCUGAUACAGGGAGUCCGGGCUUGGGAAAAACAUGGUGAGGUUGCUGCAUUGAGGAGAAGAUACAGUUUCCAUCUGUCAAAUAAACAACUGUGUAAUUGAAAUGCUGGCGACGGGAAAAGCGCAGCCGGUGUGAAUAUAGAGGUUGGAUAGUGGUAAUAAUGUAAGGGACAAGAACCACGCUAAAUUGAUGGAUGUUUUUCAAGAACCCAACUUUGCUGUGCUGGCUUCAAACCUGGAACAGAUCAACAAAGUGGACCAGAAUGAAUCACACAACCAGGACAGUUCUUUGAAGCUAGACAGUCCCGGCACCCCUCCUAAAGCCAAUCUACCAAAAGGAGGCCCUGAGAGUGAGAGGACCUCACUUAGCCCAUCCUCACCUCUCAGCCCAACAGAGACCCCUGAGCCCAGCACCACUACUGCUGAUGAUUCCUCCUCCACUCACACCAUCUCCCUCACCUCCUCUUGCUCCACCAAGUUGGUGAGUCACUGGGCUCUUCCAGAGGACUGUAGUGACAAGGCUGCCUUCACCAUGAUGGAGACAGGGAGUGUCUCGGCCCUGUCUGGGGGGGACUGCCUUAUGCCACAGAGCCGCACCUGCCUGGGAUGCUUCAUCGAGAGCAAGGAUGCUACAGAGCCUGAGCCAGGGCUGGGCCUGGGCCGGGACUACAACCCCUGUCCUGUCUCCUGUCCUGACAUGGCCAUGCAGUGCAUGAGUUCUGGUAUCCGCUACGGGGAUCAGCUACUCUCAGACCAGCUCCUCAGCUACCCAGAGCACAAGGUUAGAGCAGUGGAGAAGACAGAUGAGGAGAAGUCAGCGGAGGACAGUGACUCGGAGGAUGCCACGUCAAAGAGUAUCUACGAAGGCCUGCUCCUGGACAAGUGCAACGGUGAGGAGGCUCUGCUGGCUAACUCCAGCCAGGACUGGGGCUGCUUUGAGUCCUUUAUCAGCGAGAGUAAGAUCGAGCUGCUGGACCUCUGCUCUAAGAACGAGCUCUCUGUAAACCUCUUCUCAGAAGAGGACGUAGACAACUAUAUGUUUGAUGAUGAGGACUCCACCCUGGGCAGCGACGUGUGCUCGCUGAAGAUCCGCUACGAGUCCUUCCAGGACAACGUCCGAGAGAAGACCAACACCAUUCAGGAGGAAACCCAGUUCAACUUCUUCCCAAGUGUCGUCGCCAAAAAGGAGGGAGAGGGAGCAGUGAAGAAGGAAGCUGAAGUGCCGCAGGUGAAUGGAGAGAAGGUCGAAGUCUGGGUGGCUGGAGAAAAGGUUGACAAAAACAACAGCAGCAGCUCUGCUGAAGUGAUGCCGAGUGUCAGUCCAGAGAGCAGCUACCUGUUUGACUUCAACAACUCCACAGAGGACUCUGGAGAGUACAGCGAUGACAGCUCCUGUACUGGAUCCUCCCUUGACACCUGCCAGACCAAACGGAAAUACUGCUUCCUCUCCAGGGAGAACUCCAGCUCCUCCAGCCAGCUGAGCUAUGGGCUGAGGUCCAAGAGGAAAGUCAGAUACAGCGACGACUAUCUGUACGACGUGGAUUCUAUCGAGAGCGAGAAGAACACGGAGAAAAAAGAGAAGCAGCCGAUGGGUCCAAAAAAAGAGGAGGAUGACGACUGGUGUCCAAAGAAGAGGAGAAAAUCCUCACGAAAAGAGCCUCCGGUGAUAAUCAAAUACAUCAUCAUAAACCGAUUUAAAGGGGAGAAGCACAUGUUAGUGAAGCUGGGAAAAAUUGACACAUCAGAGACAACAGUAAGCUUAAGUAAGGACUUAGUUCAUAAGUACCAGAGAAUGGCCCCUCUGAAAGACUACUGGCAAAAGAGGCGCCAGGAAAUGCAGGAGCAGCGCAGGCUGGCUGCUGGUGAUAAAAACACAUUUCCGAAUGGCUGCAGGCGUUCCCUUAAUUCUAGCCUGACAAAACGAAAAUACAGGAUUGCAAAUAGAGUCCGGAUUCAAAGAAUUCACACUGUAGAGCUCUCGCCAAACCACGCCGAUCACAAGCAAGAGGUGCGAGCAGCUGAGGAUCAGGCUGCCUGUACAGAUAUGGCAUCAAUAACAACAACAACCUCUGACUGUGCUGCUAGAUUAGACCAAGGCAGUGUAACAGGAAAAAGCAGAUCGCUAGAGAGGGAGGGGAAAAGACUUGGAAAUAAGAUUUUGAAAAUAAGGAAAUUUAAAAGCGAGGCCAGACUGAAGUCGAAAAAAAUGACAGAGGCUCAGCAGGAGGAUGGUAAAACUGUGGUACACCUACAAGAGGUUGGCCCACUAUCCCCAAGUCAGCACCCUGACAUAGUUUACUCUAAAGCAGGCAGCCCUCAGCUUUGUGAUGACUCCACUGUCAGUGUCGACCCCACUGAAAAGUCUACUUUUACACCAGCCCCCUGCUCCUCUUCCAGCACAAUGACCCAUCCUGUAAAUGUGAAUAGUGGUCUGCCUGUCAUCCCCGGAGGCUACCUACAGACAUUACUAGAUGCCUCUGACUCAUCCAGUAACACUGGACUGUCAUAUUACUCCCAGCAGCAGCAGCAGAAUCCCCGACAACAGUUUCCCCAUGGGCUCUACCAAGAAGAGAAUCCAUUCACUAACCUACAGCUGGCCCAGAGCUGUGUUCUAUCUCCUCCCUCAGAGUCAGAGCUCCAACAAUCCCCCUCUAACUCCAAUCAGAUGGAGCCAAACUUCACUCACAUAUCAUGGCAGUCUGGAGGUGAACAGCUACCAUUUACAUCUGACAUUCCACCUGAAUCUGCUGGCUUUUCCAACACCAUGCCUUUGCCAAUGACAAACAACUUGCCCUUGUCAGGAUAUAGUCAAGUCAAUGUAGAUGGCAACAGACUGCUGAAUGAUAAGGCACAUUUACCUGAAGAGCCACCAGGACCAGACUCAACCCUACAGGCCAGCCGGUCAGCUGAAGAGGAACAGGUGCAGUUCCAUAGAGUCACUCUAAACACAGAGAACAGCAGGCUGGCCAGCUAUGACUCUAUGGGUUCACUGUCUGCCUCCUCUAGCAACUACAGCACUAUGAGUCACAAGUCCUGUGAGAAGGAGAGUGAAGAGGAUGUGAACGAGAACUUCUUGGCCCACUGUAGUCCCAAACUGGUGAUCCAGCAAAGUACUGAUGAAAUCACUCCCCUUAGGGAGUCCACAGACCUACUGGACAUCUCCAACUUCACCCCCGAUAAGUUCAGGCACUCGUCGUUGUCAGAGAUGUCGCCACCCGACACACCAAAUCUCUCCCCACAGGUGAUGGGUCCAGAAAUGAGGGAAAGCCUAGGAAAAGCCAGGGAGUUUCAAGGAGAGACAGGAGACAUGACUCUCUCAACUACACCUGAUGGGACUAAGUGGGACUGUAAUGUCCUGCCACAACAAAACCAUGAUGGCAGAGCGAUAAACAAUCAUCAGUUCCAGUUCCAUACUUUCAAUGACAAUGAUGGCACAGGGUUAGGUGAUAAGAUUGACGGCACGGACGUCUUUGAUGAGCAGGCUGAAUCUAUUGGAGGCCGAACUAAAGGUCCCAAGUCAAAAAGGAAAACAACCAGUAAACAGAAAACCAAGACUCCAAGGGCCCCCAAGACAGAGAAGAACAAAGCCCCUAGACAGAAUUCUCGUUCAUCCAAAAAGCUAAAAGCCCUGCUUGAUGCAAAGGCAAAGGCGAAAGGUGAAGAAAGUGAAGGUCUUGCUGGACUGUCAGAAGACUGGCCUUUACUGGGGGAGCACGGUGGGGGCUGGGUAGACGGCGGAAACAACAACAACAGUGCUGUGGAUGACGACCAGCGAGAGUUUGAGGAGCCCUCCAACAUCCUGUCCAACAUAGUCUCUGGGAUGGCAGAGGUCGAGAGGUUUAUGAAGGUGUCCAUCGAGCCACUGUGGGACCCCAUGUCUGGACUCUGUCAGCCUCCAGAGGCCAACAGCCUUAAAACUAAGACACUUAAAAUCCUGGCGGGCACAACAGCUGACGUCAGGAAAAAGGGUGGUUAUGCCACCUCCCCUGGGGCAGGAAGGGGCAGGAAGGCAACUGGCAGGGGAGCCAAAAACCAAUCCAAGUUCAUUCCUUCAAACCCCUUCUUCCCCCCUCUCACUCUAGACUGCAACAUGUUCAACAAGUCCAGCCUCGGUAUACCUGGCAUCUGUGGGCCCGCACACAAAAAAAUGUACCGUCACAAAACCAGUGCAAAAUUUGCUGGAGACGAAAACAAUACAGGGAAGCGGGACUCGAGCAAGAACGUAGCUCUGAUGGCCUCUUAUGAGAAACUGAGCGGAACAGAUUGCCCCUCCUUAACAUUGUCAAAAUUCAGUUUGUGGCUCUCCACAAAUGUUUAAAAUAACAGUUCAAAAGUUGUCCGUCCUUACAUUUAGUCAAUGGUUGCCUUCAGUGUACAAAGCGAGAGUGGAGUAGAGUUAGUCAUGAGGGAACAAUAGAAGUGUCCUAUCAUUACUGAUACCACCCAGCCAUUCCAUUUGUGGAUGUUUUACUGGUGUAGGAGAACUGUAUCGCUGUUCUGCUGGGAACCAGACUUUUCAGAAUAAAAAAGGGACAUUUUUGUAUUAACGAUAAGACGACUUUCUCAUACUGUCCUAAUUUUCUUAAUAUCUUGAAAUGGCAUUAUUUGUCAUUGGCUUUUUGCCAUGGUUUGGGGAGAGGAGGUGGGAGGGUAAGUGGAGUAAGUACCCAGAAUUGCAAUUUGUUAAUGCUAUUGUACAGAGACAUAUGCACUAUUUGCAGAAUAUGACGAUAAUUAUAAUUGUUAAAAAUGGAAUUAUGUGCCAAACGUUGAACAAGUAUCUGUAUAAACAUUUUCUAUCUAUAUGUAUAUUGGCUGUUUCAUGUUCUUUUUGUUAGGGUUGGGGGGUGGGGGUUCUGGACUUCGGUGGCCCGGUCGACAUUCUAGAGAACUUACACUUCAUUCCGUUUGCCAAGCACCUGCAGCUGACAGUGAUACACCUUUUACCAAAAUGCAAAUGACUGUCUUUUCAUUCAUACAUUCCUUUGAAAUGAUUGCCAUCUGAACUCAAAAUCAACAGCCAGCAUGGCGAUACAGAGAAGGGGAUUAAAUAGGUCCUGUGGAGAGCUGCCAUAAGCUGUUUCAGCAACUAAAAAGUAGCACUGUGUCAAUAAGAAAUCUUUAUGCUCUAACAGGUUAGUUCAAUCUUGAGGUCUGAAUUUGUACUCUACUCAAGGUUAGUAUACUGCUUCAUGUAAUCUCAUGGAUUCACCUACCACUGCACAAACAUGGAGCUCUGUAUUAGAUUUCUACAAUUUAUUUCAAUUUACAUGAAUUGAUACUAUCCAUCAGAGAUUGAAUAUUUAUUGUGAAGACCUUUUGUCUCUCGAAACCCCCCUUCCCCUCCAUCUUCUCCAAGUUGCCAGGCUAGCCAUUGAGACUGGGGAUCAGGACAGGUGUCACCACCAGGUGGUGUGGAGUAGACUGCCUUAUAUCAUCCCUGCCCAUUGUUAAUUGAAUGUAUUUGACUUCCUCUCCAACACGAGUUUUAUAUGAUGUACCACUGUUGAGCUGCCUGUAAAAGGUGCUUGAAAGCAAAUGAACUUACAGGUAACUGAAAAAAGGAUGAAGAAAUCCUCUGUGCCCUAUUUAUGAAUGUAUAAGAUACUGUUAUGUUUGAUGUAAUUCUGCCAUGAUUUUGACAUUAAUUAGAAUUGUGUUUUGCCAUUUUUGUUGAAAAGAAUAUUGAGCUUUAUAAAUAUUGUCAGAGUUGUUGCCAGAGGGACUCCACAAGAACUCCUGACAUCCUCCAUGAAUCUUGUAUAUUUUUCAGUGUGCCAAUUUGUAAAAUAUUUUCUAAGUGUAUAUUUUUCUUAGAAAGUGCUGUGAAGUAUUUGUAAAUGUGGAUACCCUUUUUUCGCCUUUAUAGGCAGUGAAAGGGAUGUAUAAUGACAUGCCUUUGGUUUUAAAAACCAAAAUAACAAACAUGACAAAAAAAAAUAUAAAAGGAGAGAGGGAAAACACUGGGAAAAAAGGCUGUAACAUUUUGUCUGAAGUUUUGUAAUCAGACCAAUCUUGUUGUGGGAGUGUAGUGCUACUGUGUAAAAAGUAUGAUAAAAGAAAAAGAAAAACUGAAAUAAAGACAUAUUUGUGAUUUUAUUGCUGUUUUAUAAAUCAUUCUAGUAUCAUUUCGUUUUGUUGUAACUGUUGCAAAGGUUUAAAUAUUUGUGAACAAGCCUGUAUGGUGACAAUGUAAUAUUGGUAACUUGCUGAGUUUUGUAAUAAUGUUUAUGGAAUAAAUAUAAAAUAAAAAUGAGGUUUUGAUUCCUGCUUUCA